Messenger RNA from Acanthaster planci (crown-of-thorns starfish), 2786 nucleotides. RefSeq names its product chromosome 8 open reading frame 37 (gene c8orf37). The record is from RefSeq and is a predicted model, not a curated record. Gene Ontology annotation, cellular component: cytosol. NCBI's taxonomy places the organism in Eukaryota, Metazoa, Echinodermata, Asteroidea, Valvatida, Acanthasteridae.
UGUAAUUAAUCAAGUCUGUCGUGAAGUGGACUAGGGUCUAGGCCUUAUUAUUUUUUGUUUGGAUUUGGGCGAGCAGUAUGUUCCGAUUGUUUGACAAUAGGUAGAUGAUACGGUACAGUCAUGGCAGACGAUAUCGAUGACCUUCUAGACGAAGUAGAGACCAAAUUUUGUGCGAAAAGCCCUGUAAAAAAAGAUAGUUCCAGUCGUCGCCGAGAAGACACCAAUCCUUUCGGUUCGAAAUCAAAGAAACCAGAUAGAGAAUCACACCCUGCUCUCUCAAAGAAAAGCAGCAGUUCUAAGAAGUUAGCAAGCGAAGAUGAUGACCUGAACUCCAUGAUAGAUGACAUCAUAGAUGGACCAGAACCACCGAAAACACUCCAAAGACAGAACAGCCAGACCAGUACGACUCCUCGAACAACAAGCAUAUCCCAGCGACGCUGCAACCCAGUGUACCUUGGAGGCAGCGCAGAUCCCAUGGGACUAAGCUCGGCUGUAUCACAGCGGAUGUGUGAUCAACUACGUUGUACAUCGUGUGACUUCAAGAUUGUGGCUUUCGACAACUAUGAGUGGGACUCUACCUGCGAAUAUCUCUUCUUCAGGAAUAACGUUCCCGACUUCAAGAAAUUGAGCACCAAGUUAAAAAAACGGAAAGGAUGUCGAGCAUAUGCGUGCCAGUGCAUGUGGCGAUCGGUCAAGACGGUGACCAAAGUGGAGCAAGAUCACCAACUGAAAUGGGUCUGUGGCAAGCACUCAUUGUGACAUUGCUGGUUGUGGUGCAGCACAGGCUGCCUCUGGAAAGUCCCAGGUCUGCGUAGCAGCCCCACACUCAUCCAUGGGACGUGGCUGAAGCCAUUGACCGUAGACAGAACUCUCAGACAAACUCACAGACAUCAGCUGACAGUAUUCAACUGGGCUAAGUACUCAUCCAAAUCAGGUACAACGGUUUGUGGAUGAACUCAGGCAUUCAAGAUUAUGAGAAACUGUUAACUGCGUAAUGCCUAUUUGGGAAAGCGGUGCCCAGCCAUGACACCAAAUAGGAGUGUCAAGUUUACAGAUUUAAGGAGUGUGAAAUCUACAUGUACUCAUCUACCAAAUUAAACAAAGACUCCCAUCCUUGCUUGGGAGAAUGUUUAUUGGACAGAACGCUAGUGGCUUUAGCUUAUGCAUGCUGUUUCCCCUUUAAAUGUGUUUAAAUCAGUGUGCUCAGAGCUGAAGUGCAUACUUCCUGCCUUGUACCAUUUUCACUUAGCGCGCUGGCACAGAGCCCUUGGUGGUGUAUUAUAAGCAAUGUCAUAGUCGAUUCCCCCCCCCCACAGUCAUCCAUUCUCAAUUCGAGUCACAAGCUAUUCAAAUGAGGACAAAUUUGAGUGACGAUUAUUUGUUGACUACUGGUUGAGUUUCUCUAACCAAAAUGGUGGAUUAUGUAUCAGUGCAUAUAGGCAAUUAGCACACAGUAGCCGCAUGCUGUACUGCCCACAAAAUGAACAGCUGUUUUGGGUUACAAGUCUAAAAUUGGCACUGGUGUCUCUUUAUUCAUGUACAUGUACAGCUCUGGAUUUGGUGAACCUUGUCUGGCCUAAGCCAGGUCUAUGUGAAGUUAUCACCUUUCUGAAAAACCAUUUUAGAGGCAUCUUUGGGUCAAGGUUUUCCAUUGCAAAAGGAAGAGGAACACACAAGGAAACCGUCCAGCUUAAAAAGAGUGUUCACAGUGUAAGAAACCUGAGUAUUUUCACCAGUGGUGUAUCCAGAUUUUGGUGUGGGGGGGGGGAGAAUUCAAAAGCAAAUGUACUGUUGGGCCCGUUCGACAUGAUAAUGGGGGAGAAAAAAUAUAGUCAAUUUAUACGAUAAAUAAAUACACCGAUUAGUUUCUUUCCUACUCACCUAUGAAGUAUUCUCAGUCGGGGAAAAAAAAAUUUUAUAAAAUUCCGAGUACAAUGUAUCCGCCACUGAUUUUCACAGAGUUUUCCUUACUACACAUAAACAAAGGAUUGGCAACCCUAGGUAUGUUUACGUACCGGUAAAUAUGCUUGUGCAUUUGGUGUAUUUUCGCAGGGGAGGUUGUUGCUUAGGUUAAAGAGGUCCUUUAGUAUUCAUGAUUUGACUCAUCCUUAUACAUGUAUAUCUUGUGACACAUUCAGUUCUACGCAGUCUCAUUCCAUGUAGCUAAUGAGGGAAACAAAACUGACAACCACCUACCCUCCAGAUUGGGGCAUUAUUCCAGAUUCAUUCCAAGUGUAUAUAUUUUUAUCUAAGAAUAUGCACUAUACGUAAAAUAAUUCAGUGUGCUGAAUAAUUCAGUAUCGCUAGAUCAGGUUCAGUUCAAAGUUAGGAAUGAGGCAUAAACGUCACAGGUUUGCUCCGUUUUGAAUAAUGGUCGGUUGGACCAUGAAGUGACGUGUUGUGGAUAGUUGCCGCACCACGAACUGACGUAACGUGCGUACAAAGUCUAUGGACAGUACCUCACUUCUUGAUCCACCAAAACUAUCCUCCACGUCACUUUGUGGUGAUACCGAUGUGUACUAGUUAUAAAUGGCUAUAUAUUUUUGUAUAUGUGUAUACCCUUCUUGUAAUCGUACUUGGGAGGAAAAUUACACGUAUCAUAUUGAGUAAUCGGGUCCCGCUGUUGUAUAAAAUAGACCUUUUCACCCACGUGACUGGAUUGCACUAAAUGAUUGCACUAAAUGAUGUAAACAAUAUCUCCGCGUGUUGACCGCCUUGGCCACGGUGAUCGUAAAUAUUCCUACAGGCAGCUUCAACCACGUGCAAGCGCACGUGCGAGCCCUGCA